CAUACAGUGACCUCCUGACGGUUGACAGGGGGAUUGUUUGUUUGGGCCCGUCAUGGGAUGGGCACGGCACACCUGAAGCUCCUCCUCCGAUCCCUUGGAAGCCACAGGUUGGUUAUCCCGGCCCCUCUGGUUUAAUUUUGUAAAUUGGAACAGAGCUAGGAGUAUUUAACUAGGGCAUGUUCGAGAGGUUUGGGAGUACUUGGAUUAGAUUACGCAUCGAGGGGGCCCUCCUUGUCCUCAGGACGCACGUCACGGCCGUCGCACGCACCUGAUCCGCGCCAAGGGUGCUUCUAUGCACACGGACGAAAUUUCGGCCUGAAUGCGUAAGAUUUUCGGUUGCCCUCCAAAGUCGGAGAAGUUUUCUUGUUCGUUUCCAGCAAUUGUUUACGAAUUUUUUUGUGUGAAUGCUCGUGUGGAACGCAGGAGUUUCUCGCCUGCAAAUUCUUCGUCGCCUGAAUUUUGCAGUAGACACAGGUUGAGUUUUCGACCACCUUGAAGCUUGAAAUCGUAGAAGAAGAAGAAGAUCCACAGCAGGAAGAGGAACCGACGAGUGGAUCAUAGUUGGCGUGCAACAUCGUAGCCCCAGGUAGAUGCAGACCCUGAUGAGACGCUCGCGGCCUAGCGCAGUCAGUCGUAGCGCCGCCCUCGCGCCGCCCGCCCGGAUCCCGCGCGAGGCGCGAGGCGCCCGCGUGCAUUGCCCACUUCGCCGCCCGCGCCUCGCGAUCACACGACCGGUGUGCGCUCCCGCCACGCCGCACGGCUCGCAUAUCUGCCGCUACCCGCCGCCGACGCGGCGCGGCGCGUCCGUCUGCAUGGCCAUCACGUGCCCACCACGCCCCCUAGCCGCCACGCGGGCGCUCCUCCCCCCGCCGCCGUAGCCGUACGUGUCCCCCGCACCUCGGCGGCUCGGCCGUAGCCCUCCCCGUUCCGUUACGCGUGCCGGCGGCGGCGGCGGCGGCGGCGGCCCCCGCGUCCCCGCGCGGUUUCAUUGGGGGGCGUACGGCCACCGGACCACUACAAAUAUCUCGACCCGGCCAUUAACCGCGCCGUCAAUACCGCGAUCAGAACCCGCAGGGCCACGAUCGCAAGCUUUACGGCGGCAUCGACGCAUACCGCUCCCGCUUCCCUCGCGUGCGUUGCCGUUACCGGCUUACCGCCUUUCCCGCGCCUAUAAAACGGCGCCCCUGGCUCGCCCCUGCCCCUCAAGCCGAGCGCCAGUUCAAAAGCCUCAGUGAGGGAGCGAGGAAGAGAGUGGAACCACGAGAAAAGCUAAGCCAUGGCGACCCCCGAUGACUGCGGCAGCUGGCUGCUGUACCUAUCCCUGGCCGCCAAAUGCGGCGGCGACCAGCCUUACCGCCUCGCCGGCUUCCUGGCGCUCUGCGUCGUCACCUGCCUCCUCCACUGGUGCUUCCCGGGAGGCCCGGCGUGGGGCAGGUGGUGGUGGACGCGGCGGGUCAGCGGCGCGGAGGCCGUGCCGGGGCCGAGGGGCCUGCCGGUGAUCGGGAGCAUGUGGCUCAUGACGGGGCUCGCGCACCGCAAGCUCGCGGCGGCGGCGGAGCGCCUGCGCGCCAGGCGGCUGAUGGCGUUCUCAGUCGGCGAGACCCGGAUGGUGGUGGCCGCGCACCCGGACGUGGCCCGGGAGAUCCUCAACAGCCCGGAUUUCGCGGACCGGCCCGUCAAGGAGUCCGCCUACGGGCUCCUGUUCCACCGCGCCAUCGGGUUCGCGCCCCACGGCGCGUACUGGCGCGCGCUCCGCCGCGUGGCGUCCACGCACCUCUUCUCCCCGUGGCAGGUCGCGGCCUCGGGCGCGCAGCGCGCAGUGAUCGCGCGGCAGAUGGUCGCCGCCGUCAGGGACAUGUCAGCCGCCGGGCGCGGCGUCGAGGUCCGCCGCGUCCUCCGGCGCGGGUCGCUGCACAACGUGAUGUGGUCGGUGUUCGGCCGGCGGUACAACCUGGAGCUGGACCCCGCCAAGGAGAGCCCCGAGACGCGGGAGCUGAGGAGCCUCGUGGACGAAGGCUACGACCUGCUGGGCGUGCUCAACUGGUCCGACCACCUCCCCUGGCUCGCGCGAUUCGACCUGCAGGGCACCCGGGGCAGGUGCGAUCGCCUCGUCCCGCGCGUGAACCGCUUCGUCGGUGGCAUCAUCGACGAGCACCGCGCCCGGAACGGCCACAGCUCCGCUCCACCCGCCGUCGUGGACUUCACCGAUGUCCUGCUCUCCCUGCAGGGUGACGACAGUCUCGCCGACUCUGACAUGAUCGCCGUCCUCUGGGAAAUGGUGUUCCGUGGAACUGACACCGUCGCCGUGCUGAUCGAGUGGGUGCUGGCCCGGCUGGUGCUGCACCCUGACGUGCAGGCCCGCGUGCACGAGGAGCUGGACCGCGUGGUCGGCCGCGACCGCGCCGUGACCGAGUCCGACUCGGCGUCGCUGGUGUACCUGCACGCGGUGAUCAAGGAGGUGCUCAGGCUGCACCCGCCGGGCCCGCUGCUGUCGUGGGCGCGGCUCGCCACGUCGGACGUGCACGUGGACGGGCAUCUCAUCCCCGCCGGCACCACCGCCAUGGUGAACAUGUGGGCCAUCACGCACGACCCCGACGUGUGGGCCGAGCCGGCGGAGUUCCAGCCGGAGAGGUUCGCUGCCGGAGCAGCCGAGCUCUCGGUGAUGGGGUCGGAUCUCCGGCUCGCGCCGUUUGGGGCCGGCCGGCGAAGCUGCCCCGGGAAGAGCCUCGCCAUGGCCACGGUGGCGUUCUGGCUCGCCGCGCUGCUGCACGAGUUCGAGCUGCUGCCGUCGGCGCGCGGCGUCGACCUGUCGGAGGUGCUCAGGCUGUCGUGCGAGAUGGCCGCCCCGCUGGCGGUGACGGCGAGGCCCCGGCGAGCGGUGUGAUGACUCGUGACGGCUGCGACGGCGGACCACCAGUCACGGUGUACCAGUCAGUCAGUGGCGAUCUCGCUCCGGGCAUAUGCUUACUCCAGGCGCUACUAGUGGCAGUACAAGUAAAGCGCCGUGUGCGCUGCUGCUUUUUUUUUUUUUGGGGGGGGGGGGGGGUGGCGGCGGGGGCGGCGUUGCUACCGGCCGGUCAGCUCGCAAAGUUGCUGCUCCUACUCGAUCGACAUGGGUAUAUGCUUUUCAUGUUACCAUCUCUGAUGGAUGCAUCGACCAGGUUCCGAGUGUGAUAUUUUGGCUUGUACCAUUAGCUACUCUCUUUUUCUUUCACUCUUUUUCUGGUGCGUGUGUGGGAGGAGAUAGUGGUAAACUGUAUAUGCUGGUUUGGAUGAUUAUGGAUUGUAGUUCACUUACUAGUAUUGUCUUGUAUGAGUCAUUUGUUUAUUAACA
Panicum hallii is the source of this 3334-nucleotide messenger RNA. RefSeq names its product cytochrome P450 78A9-like. The transcript is spliced from 2 exons. Gene Ontology annotation, molecular function: heme binding; iron ion binding; monooxygenase activity. The record is from RefSeq and is a predicted model, not a curated record. NCBI's taxonomy places the organism in Eukaryota, Viridiplantae, Streptophyta, Magnoliopsida, Poales, Poaceae. The coding region runs from base 1277 to 2884 and encodes 535 amino acids.